Messenger RNA from Phyllotreta striolata, 645 nucleotides. Lineage: Eukaryota; Metazoa; Arthropoda; Insecta; Coleoptera; Chrysomelidae. The record is from the annotation of a GenBank genome assembly.
AUGUUAAUAGGGGUAAUGGAACAAAAACCAUUGUUAUGGGAUACAUCCUGUGAGGAUUACAAGAACCGAGACAUGAAAACGAAAGCCUGGGAGGACGUGUGCGAAAUGUGCAUUGAACAACAGGAUUUCAGGAGCCUUCCUGAAUACAAGCAGCAAGAAGCAAUUAAAUUAAUUCAGCAAAGAUGGAAGUCCGCUCGAGACGCUUACCGAAGGGAUCAAUCAAAAAUAAAAUCCGGCCUAGACGACUCCUCGUUCAAAAAAUACAUAUAUUUUGAUAAUCUCAAGUUCUUGGAUAAAAUACCGUUCAAUCAUACCGAAGUUAAAUUUAACAAAAUGGAUAAUGAAUACGAAGAAGAAGAUGAAGAAGUAGAACUAUCAGGGCAUUUCAACGAUGGUACAGUUAUCGAAGACAUUGCAGAGCUCACAGAAAGAGACAUUAUACAUUCGCAAAGAAAAAUGGACACAAGGAAACGAAAAAAGGAAGUAACGAUAGACGAAAGGCUAAUGGACCUCCUCGAAAGCUCUAAGAAAAGCGAUCCUAACGGCAACAGGGCAUUCCUCGAAUCCUUAAUACCCACUUUAGACACAUUCGAUGAAGUAAAACAAUUACAAUUUCGAGCAGAGAGAAACGCCUUACUCAGUUGA